Entelurus aequoreus (snake pipefish) is the source of this 1483-nucleotide messenger RNA. RefSeq lists its product as uncharacterized. Lineage: Eukaryota; Metazoa; Chordata; Actinopteri; Syngnathiformes; Syngnathidae. The record is from RefSeq and is a predicted model, not a curated record. Bases 934 to 1377 code for a protein of 147 amino acids. The transcript is spliced from 9 exons.
CUUCCCAUUGUGUUGCUGUUAAUGAUAUUUUAACUCAAAACAUGUACUAUCAAAGCAUCGACAUUCUGAUUUGAAAAUCCAUUUUAGAGCAUAAAGAUCUGGCACUCCUUUUAUCAAUAUUCAAGUAUCAUUCCGCACAUCAUAACUCUGAAGUUGCCAAGUACCGAUGGAUGGACGAGCGAUAACCUGCUGCCACCUCCAGCUAUACAAUCACCUAAAUCCAUCCUACUGCUGUGUUUUUGAUAACAAGUCCCUAUAUUAUAGAUUCAUGUCAUCCAUCUGUGAGGAAAUAAAAGUCAUCAUCCUCAGAACUUUACCCAACCUGUCUGAGGAUAUUGUACAACUGGUCGUCUCAACACUGAAAAGCUCCUGUGUGGAAUCAAAAGCAGACCUCAAGUAUGUGCAGGAUGAGAUCAAAGACCUCUUGCCUGUUAUCCAGCAAAGGAAACUUCUGGAGGCAUUCAAAAUGGAAACUACAACAGUCGUGCUUGAUCUCCACCCCUUGCCAGAUGACUUGGCACAUCAAAAGUCUGCAGGCGGAAGUCUGUCUUUGCUCUCCAGUCCAUUGCCUUGCUCCUCUUCAUCUUCACUGCCUGGCUUUUCGUCCUUAUCAAGCUCUUCACCAGCUUCAGCACCUCCUGAGAUUGAGUGGAGUAAGCCAGCCCGCCAUAAUAUCCAGUAAAUGGCAUGAGACCUUUCAAGUCCAUCCAUUUUCUACUGCUUAUUCCCUUCGGGUCGCGGGGGCACUGGAGCCUAUCUCAGCUACAAUUGGGCGGAAGGCGGGGUACACCCUGGACAAGUCACUACCUCAACCUUUCAAGUCCCAUGGGAUACAAUGCCUGCUGAAGUGCAGUCAGCUAUCGCCAACAGCAGGAGACCUGCUCCUGACAAGCGACGCCAAAUGAUUAGAAUCCUUGUGGAUGAAAUGAGAAGAUGUCUGCCACUGCAGCCGAUGUGGAGCGGACACUGACCCUCCCGACCAGUCCACGACUGAUACUGCUGGAUGGGGAGUUGACUCUUCGUAUCAUCCAGCUGUUGAUGGCCUAUUUUGAUGAAAGAAGAGAUGCACUGAUACUCCUUGCAGAUAUGUCUGCCACUGCAGCCGAUGUGGAGCGGACACUGACCCUCCCGACCAGUCCACGACUGAUACUGCUGGAUGCUGGUGACAAAGUCACAAUAAAACGUUGGAUGAUCAACAUGGAAGGUGAUGUCAUCUGCGAAGGCGUCCAACCUAGCUUCAUCUCAGGGCUUGCUGCCCUUCUUGCCACCUACUAUGUGUUCAACUUGGAAUACCAAGAGGAAGGUGCUCGGACAUUGGAAUUUGUUCAAAGGGACCGAAGCACCCGUUUGACUCUAGGAUACAGAGAAGGUAGGUAAUGUGCAGUAAAGAUAUGUUGACUGGCUCAAAGAAGGAAGCACCUGUUUGACCUCAUGAUGCAGAAAAAGUAGGUAAUUUGCAGGUAAAGAUAUGUUGACCGGGUGA